Molecule: messenger RNA, 2778 nt
Organism: Porites evermanni
Lineage: Eukaryota; Metazoa; Cnidaria; Anthozoa; Scleractinia; Poritidae
Source: the annotation of a GenBank genome assembly
AUGAAUGUGGCCUCAGUUUCGCAUGUGAAAAUUUCCAGAAUUCCAACGCCAGUUAAAAGGCUUGUGUGUCAUAAAGAGCCGGGCAAUAACCCGAAAGUAAGAAUCGUAUUGGAAUGUCACGUUAUAGAUAAGCUAUAUAGGCAUAAGGUGGGCUGCUCAGGAUUUCUAGCUACUCAUCAACUAAAUUAUGUUUAUGUACUUUUCAGGCUGUUCCAUCCAACCAGCCAACCAAAAUCCAACUAGUUUCAACUGAUCCUUCACAGAUGGCAGGCAUUAAGAACCCAAAGGUACAGAAAUAAAUCAGUUUGAAAGAUUACCAAAAUAUGCAGCUAAUUUAUUGUUUCUUGAUUUUUAUUUGUAUAGGCCAUCCAGCCCACCAAAAUCUUCCAACCGGUUCAAGCUUUUUCUUUAGAGAAAGCAGGACUCAAUAACCCAAAGGUAAUUAAAAUGCUUUAAAUCAAGUUGUCGUGUGCUGGUAACUCUGUUUGUAAAAGAUUAUGGUGACAACAAACCAACCACCCUUUGCUCCCUCCAUGGCUCUGAUGUUGCUUAGAUACAUGCAUAAAUUCAUCUGCCUCCCCCUCUUUUUUCCCAAAUCAUGGACCCUUUCCCUAUUUGCAGCAGCCCUGACUACCUCUAAAUAAUGAUCAGUCCCUUACUGCAAGCUGUUUUUGUAAUUAUUUUUCUUUCCCUUCUCUCUUGCGAUAAAAAGAAAAUGUAUGCAUACUGGCAAUUACGUACAUCUUCUCAAAAAUUGUACCAUUUUUACUUUUCCCUGCUUAUUGCAUGUGAAUUCUAUAUCCUACAGUCAUUUGGUAUACUAUAGACGUGUAUGGCAGUUAGAGAUGCAGCUUCUUAAUUUUUGCACCAGGCACUGUGAUCUUUUGGGUGUGUGUCAUAAUAAACUCAUUGAAAAAACACAGACCACAGUGUUACACAUACAUUAGUGCUCUUUGUACAGAUAAGCUUAUUCUUACCUUCAUAACAAUUCUAACUCACCAAAAUUUAUUUUCCUAGUUCAAUAGUCGUCGCCUAGUACUAAAGGAGGGUAAAGUAUCCCAGCUAAGCAUUGCUCUUUCACUGAGGAAUGCCCAGAUACUUACAGAUGCAAUAUGGGCAUCAUCUUUAAGAGAUUCCUUAAAGAAGAAAUUUCUGUUGGAUGUUGCAGCGCAGUGUGAAAAUCUUGGAAAGACUGAAAAGGGUGGGAAGCCUGCUGUCCUCAAAGACAAUUAUGAGGCCUUGCGUACCUUUUCGUGGCUAAAAGUUGUGGAGGAAGGUCAUAGGAGGUGUCCCGAUGUCAUUGACUUCAUUUUGACAAUAUGCGCACCAGCACUUUGGGAGACAGUAAAUAAAACUAAGAAAGGAGAAAGCAGGAUACCAGCAAUUGGUCUGGCAUAUGCAGUGAUGAUGCUUCAGGCUAACCAACAGCUCAGCCUGGUGCAACGAAUGAACACCUUGGUUCUUUGUCAUGGGCAUGCAGAGAAGAUAGUAAGUUUCUUUUUUUAUCUGACAAAUAAACAAUGUCUGAGGCAUGCAUUGUGUUACAGUGUACCAGUGUCAUAAUAAUCUGUACUGGGUUAAUGAUAGUUAAAAAAAAUUUUUGAUGUUGAGACAGUGAUUUUAGAUUAUUACCCAAUGCACAGCCUUUUCACCCUUUACAGCCAUGGAUAGCUUUUUUUUCUCCCUUUUUUAGGACUCUUCAUCAUGGUUGAUGACUUUUGGUCGUAUUGACAAUUCUAUAUUGCUAGACCUUAUGUUCUUUGUGCAAUACCUUGUAACUCUGUCAACCUGUAGCACUAAUUUCCCAUCAAAACAAGAGGAUCAUAUAUAAAAUAAUGCAUUUCAUCAGGUUCUUUUCCGCGAGGGGGGGGCUACUUGGGUUAAUUUUCGCUUUGUAAGUGCCGCUGGCCUCUCAGAGCCCCUACCCCAUUAUAGCCUAUUCUGUGGCCAAUUUAUAUAGACCCCAUCUUAGUCACUUUUGGGCAAAUAUGUAAUUUUCGCAAUCCCAACUUAGUCACUUUCUAUUUAUGUAUCUAUCUUACAUUGAAUGAAGAACACUUCACUUUUCAACUACAGUGCAAACAUUCUGGUACGUUCGCUAACCGUAAAGAUGAAGAACUGCCUAACCCCAAAAAUCAGAAAAUGUGCGACCCCAUUCUAGUAACUCUAUUGAAAAUGCGACCCAUUAUAUUCAGUCCAGUCGUGAAAAUGCGACCCCAUCCAGCGGCACAUCCACAUUAGCCUCUUAUUUGGAAGUACCUCCUCCGGGGUUCUUUUAGAGUUUUAUUUAAUUUGAUGAUGACUAUCAUUUGUUUUUUUCAUUUCAGACAUGGACGUUUAGAAAAGCAAGGGGUUUUGUUGUCACACACCUUUAUGAUCAAUCUACUGGACCUCAUUGGAGGACACUUUCAUGACAAAAUUGUUGAACUGGUCAAAGCAGGAAAGAAAUCCUACACUGUUAAUGACAAUUUGAACUGCAAAACAACAGUGUAGAGCACGAGGGUAGAUCACAGGAACAAGCAGCACAACUGGUUUGCAAGCAUUAGGCCACUUGCUGACAUUCAGAAUUUUUCUAAUGAGAAUUACCUCCUUACCUCAGAGGAAAUCAAGAAACUUCAGUCAGAUUUCAAAGUUCUUGUGGGGAGAAUCUUUUUAGAAUUCUUCAAACAACCUCAAUUUGCAGCAGUUAAGAAGCUGGUACCACAGCACAUUCUGCACAGGUACACUAAAGAAAUGAGCUCAAAGUCAGAAGUGUUACCACUGCCAAUUCAAUUCUAA